Molecule: messenger RNA, 11600 nt
Organism: Phasianus colchicus (ring-necked pheasant)
Lineage: Eukaryota; Metazoa; Chordata; Aves; Galliformes; Phasianidae
Gene: NSMF
Product: NMDA receptor synaptonuclear signaling and neuronal migration factor
Biological process (GO): regulation of neuronal synaptic plasticity; regulation of neuron migration
Source: RefSeq, a predicted model, not a curated record
UCCGUAAGAGCUCCCUGAAGGGCAGCGAGCCAGCGACGUGCCCAGGUAAAGAAAAGCAACGCAGAACAUCCUGAGUUGGAAAGGAUCCGUGAGGAUCGCGGAGUCCUGGCUCCAACAGGACACCGAAGGUCAGACCAUACGCUGUCCAGCCGCUCCUUGAGCUCCGCCGGGUGCCACGACCACCCCUCAGGGAGGCUGUUGCAGCGCCCGAUCGCCUUCUCGGCGAACGACCCUUUCCUCAGCAGCUCCAGGUUCUCUCGAUAGAGAGCCGAGCGGCGCCCGCCCUCACAGCGCUCUGCCACCGAGCAGCGUUAAACCCGACGGCGCGCGCCGCCUCCCUCAGCGCAGCUCCGCGCCCCUCCGGGCCGCCCGCCAUGAUGUCAGGAGGCGGGGGCGGAGGAGGGAGCCGGCGGCCAAAUAUAGCGGCGCUUCCUGGGCGGCCGGCCGCGCCCCGGCCCUCCCUCCUGCCGCAGUCAAUGAGCAGGCAGCGGCCGCGGCGGAGAGCCGCACUCGCCGGGGGCAGCGGGGCGGCAUGGCGGGGCGCUGAGCGCGGGGAGCGGCCCGGCACCCGGCCCCGCCGCGGCAUGGGCGGCCUCGGGCUCGUGCGAUGAGCGCUCCUCCGGCAGCCGUCCCCCGCGCGAAUAUGGGCACGGCCGUGUCCAAAAGGAAGACGCUGAGGAACGAGGCCAUGUCGUCGGUGGCGGCCAAAGUGAGAGCGGCAAGGGCUUUUGGAGAAUACCUUUCACAAAAUCAUCCUGAGGGCAGAAAUGGCUCAGAUCACCUGUUAGCAGACUCCUACAUCGGGCAGGAGGACUCCCCUGAGAUGCAGCAGGCAGCACAGAACAAGCGCAGGCUCUCCGUCAUCUCCGAUGGCAAGUUUGAGAGGAGCUUCUCUGAGGAGCAGGCAGAGAAGAUGCCAAGUGAGGGACCGAAGCCACGAGUCUACACCAUCUCCGGAGAGAGGCCGAUGCUGUCAGACCACGAGAAUGAAAGUAUGGAACUGGUGGUGAUGAAAGGGGCUGCCCAAGAGGAAUGCCACCACGGCCACCCUGUGCACAGUGCUGGUGGCUCUCACGGUGUCAGCAGGCAUUGCAAGGGCUGGCCUGGCAGCCGGCAGGGAUCCAAGGAGUGCCCAAACUGCACCCGGCUGGCUGCUCCUUCUCAUCAUUCCUUUGACCUAGAGCCGCAUCAAUCCGGUGAGACUGGAUGGCACAGAAAAAGGCUGGAGAGGAUGUAUAGUGUCGAUCGAGUGUCUGAUGAUGUCCCCAUACGAACCUGGUUCCCAAAAGAGAACCUCUUCAGUUUUCAAACUGCUACUACAACUAUGCAAGCCAUCUCGGCAUUCAGGGGCUACGCAGAAAGGAAGAGACGGAAACGAGAGAAUGAUUCUGCAGCUGUUAUACAGAGGAAUUUUCGGAAGCACCUCCGCAUGGUGGGGAGCCGAAGGGUUAAAGCACAAACAUUUGCCGAACGGCGUGAGAGGAGCUUCAGCAGGUCCUGGAGUGACCCGACUCCCAUCAAAGCUGAUUCCUUCCAUGACUCUCGAGAAAGCCAUGACCUUCAGGAUUCCUGUGGCACUUUGGAUGGUGACUUUGACUUGAACUGGGAAGCAGAAAAGGAGCUUGAAGCCAUGGCGUGUGAUGGAGAAGACUUUAUUCCACCAAAAAUAAUGCUCAUUUCUUCCAAGGUGCCCAAAGCUGAAUAUGUCCCAACAAUUAUCCGCAGGGACGAUCCCUCCAUCAUCCCCAUUCUCUAUGACCAUGAACACGCCACCUUUGAUGACAUCCUAGAGGAAAUAGAGAAGAAGCUUAACAUUUAUCGGAAAGGCUGCAAAAUCUGGAAGAUGCUGAUAUUUUGCCAGGGGGGUCCAGGUCACUUAUACUUGUUAAAGAACAAAGUUGCCACUUUCGCCAAAGUGGAGAAGGAGGAAGAUAUGAUCCUCUUCUGGAAGAGGUUGAGCCGUCUGAUGAGUAAAAUCAAUCCUGAACCAAAUAUUAUUCACAUCAUGGGCUGCUAUGUUCUUGGAAACCCCAAUGGGGAGAAGCUAUUUCAGAAUCUGAAAAACUUAAUGAAUCCUUAUAGGGUUGCCUUUGAGUCUCCACUUGAACUAUCAGCUCAAGGUAAGCAAAUGAUUGAGACUUACUUUGACUUCCGCCUUUACCGCCUCUGGAAGACCCGCCAGCACUCUAAACUAUUGGAUUACGAUGACAUUUUAUGAUCUGGAGAAGACUUUGCAAGAAGUUGUUGAUCACCAGUGUCUAAGAAGUCAUGCUUAUUGCAGAGAGACUCUUUUAUUGGCACAGGGAGCCCUACAGGAGGCUGCAGUGCUAAAGGGAGGGAAGAAGGAGCCCUCGGAAGUGGAUCGGGAAGAAAGUCUCCUGGGUCAAGAGAGACUGGAGGGGAAGGGGUUUGACACCUCGCUGGCCUCGGGUCAGAGCCGUGGUGUCUCAGGAGGAGCUGUGUGAAGUGAGGACAGGAUGGAGUUCCUUGCAGAACUGAGCUGUUUUGGGUCAGAAUGGGCCAGAUUUGAUUCCAGGUCCUUUUAAAGACUUUCAAAGCUCAGGUUUUCUUACAAAAAAUAAAAAUAAAUUACCCAUGCACUACAAUGAAGAAGUGACCAGAGCACAGAGGAAGGAAGGUUUUGUACUCAUGGGACCUUCUGUGCCUGGGGAUUUUGGAGAGCAAGGACUGCUACACCUACUCCUGCAGGCUGACAUCAAGACGAUCCAGUUUCAAUGUGAAUAUACUGGAAUAUAGAAUUGAAGUCUAACUUUUUUUGGUUUUGUUUAAUAGAAAAUAAGUGCAAUUUUUAUAGAGAGGAGGGUGAAACUCCUCCUGAUAUUUAAUUAGUUAAAAAUAACACACCAGUAACCAAUAGAUGAGGUAUUUUUGGUCUGCUUGAAAAUAUAUUCAGAAUGGUAAUAUAUCUUCUGUAGACAUAUUUAAUCACCAGCAAACAUGGUUUUAACGUAACCUAGCAGACCCUGCAUGUCUGCUGCAUUGAUUAAUCUGGUUUGGUUCAUUACUUUCAGAGUAGCUGUGUUGCACAAAUUGUAUGUGCUCUCACGAAUGUAUAUUUCUCCUCCAGUUAGACACAACUUUGUUACUUUCUAUUUUGCUGCUUGCAAAACUAUGUGACUUUAGUUUUGCUGACAUAUUUUAGGUUAGAAAUACGGUACUUGGCUGGGAAGCCUUGGCCAGGUUCACUAUGAUAUAAAAAUGAAUUAGAAAUUAAUAGCCAUGGUAAUUGUUCAUGCCAGUGUUUUGCAAUGUGUUGAGAGAUGAGUUCUCUUUCUGGGCUGCUGUGUCGAGCAGUGAGGGUUCAGACCAUCAGAAGCCCUCCAAGGAGGCUGUUUGCUGAGGCGUUUGGAAGAAACGCUUCCUGAAGAGUUCAGCAUGGGUUUGUAGCAUGAGAUUGAAUCUUCCCAAAGUUCACUUGAUUGCGAGUUGUUUGUGCGUAGAUCUCCUUUUUUCCAGUGCUAGAAAGACCUGUUUGUUGGGCAGAGCUGCCCACAUCCCUUCCUGUGAAGGACAAAGCAAACACAGGGCUUUGUUGCUGUGGUUUGAGAGCCCAGAUUUGUACUUGAUAUUUGAGGGUGUAGUUUGGAAUAGAUUCACUUUUUGUUCCUUUAGCACAGGGACUGAUUUUUGUUUUGGGAGGGGUUUGGUUUGGUUUUCUCCUUCUGCAGCUCUCCAGAGGACAACUCAAUGCCACUUGCAGUCCGUGCAGGUCACCAGCUCUCCUGGGGGGUGAUACACUCCAUUUCUUCUAUGAGUAAAAUGUACUGGAGGUGAACAGGGAGGGAUUGUUUUCCUGAUUUCCUGGGACCUAAAUUAUCAGAUUGUGACGUGAUGGCAAAUAUAUGUACAAACCUUGCUUUAAAUACUUGCAAAAAGCAGUAGUUGUUCUGAUCUGUAGAGUACUCCUUCCCUCUGUGACGUGUGUGGUGUAAUCCUGGGGCAGGCUGCUGGCUGGAACUGCUGAACCCUGUACAUUUAGAGCAGUUUCAGAGCAAAACCUUUGAAGAAAGAAUGUACAUAUGGUAAGUAAAGGGAGGAAUAGUUGGAGAGAGGGAGAGAUUGGAGCCAUGAAGGCAGUGCGUUGAACCAAACAGCUCAGAGGUGCUUCUCUGCCUGCUGGGCUCCAGUCCCUGGGCCAGCUGUGUUUCCAGCCCUGCAGUGAUGGGGACAGGCUGUGAUUUUUGGCAGAAAAUUCCUGAUCUGAAACCAAAACCCACAUGGAUGCCAAUUGUCUGCUACUUAGCCUGGUAGCCUCCACCAGCUGUGCUUGUGAGAGGUGGGAGCCACAGGUUCAGAAAGCAAAGUCACGUGUUAUUUAGAGCGUGGUCGUGGCAGGAUUAAAAUGCUGAUCCAAAACUCUCCCUUUGUGACCCUUUUGCCUCCUAUGGUUAUUGCUCCUAACUGGAGACAGACAACUUGUUCUUCCUCUUUCUUUUCUAAAGUGAAAUCCCAAUUCGGUGAACUUGGUAGCAUGGAUGUAGCAUUGUGGAACUAUUGAAAACCUUCUCUAUCUGGGAAAGGGCCCAUUUCUGUAUCCACUUCAGUGAUUUGUCUGUACAAUUAUUGUGUAUCUAUUAGCAUUGACCACUUGUGGAACUCGGGUUGCAAAGUAGAAAGGUGUUUCUUGCAUAACCUCUGUAGGAAGAUGUGUGUUGGAACAAACAGCACGCGCUGUUCUGGUGCAGCUGACUGUGGUGCAGUGUAAUGACCAACAGUGACUCGUUCCUCUCUUUUCCAAAGAUCUAUAAUCAACAUAGUUUGUGAUGUUUAUGACAUGAGCGUAUUAUUUCUGUUGUAGCAUUCUUUUGACUCAAGAGAUGAAACACUCUCAAAGCUGUGACCAGGAGACAAUAGAGUGUUGAUGUUUUCUGUGCAAAUAGCGUCAUUGAAGUGUCGACUGUUUAGAUGGGAAAAAAAAAGGAAUUCUUCCCCUUUUAACCUCUUGAAUUUUGUAAGCGGCUGUUGGGGAAAAAAGGAAUCAGCAGAGGAUAGGGUGAAAAACAAAGUGUAAGCAUUACAAAUAGAGCCUGUGACUCCUCAGCUGGACCAGCCUGCACAGGACGACCUGUGCGCAUGUUGCUGUCGGAGCCGAGUGCAGUCUGUCCUUCCCAAGGCCUCUCUGUGCUUCCUCCAGCUUUGAACUGAGCUGCUGGGAUGUGUCUGUCUGAAGCCAUGACACUGCUUUGCUCACACACAGUAACUGCUGUCUGAGUUGGAGCUGCCACGUAAGAAAGGGGAUCCUGGGGAGCAGUUUGCAGCACGGUUGUGCCCACGUUACCCUGCUCUCCCAGGGGAUUUGCAGCCCUUCUGCUGCGCUGUGCUUUGGGCUCUGCCCCAGCAUGGGCAUUCUGCUUCCUGCUGUUCCUGCAGCUCCAAGGGUUGGAUUUGCUCUUAGUGGGGGCAGGAGGAACGUGUGACACAGUGACGUGCUGUCAAAGUCCUGGUUAACCCGGAGAGAAGUGGGAUGAAUUGGGAUAGCUACAUGGGUGCACCUCAGCAAAGUGUGGGAGUUUGUGCCCUCCUUGCUGUGGGGCACUGUAGGUUGUGACUCCAACCCUUUACUUACCCUCCUUACUGAGGAAUGCCAGUAGAGAGCUCUGCUGGGCCCAGACUGGGAGCAGCCCUGGCAGCUCGGUCACCUUGCUCCAGAAGCUGGGGAUGCCCAUCUCUUUGGUUGUAGCACUUGUCCCGUACAGGCUUCCUAGAGAGGCUUUUCUCUUCUCUAUUGGCUGGGAGGGAAGAGAAGGAAGAAAAAUUGGUGCCCUAAGGGACAGAUAAAGUCAGAAAACUGUUACAGCUUUUUGCAUCUCUCCUCACACUGCAGCUGCCAGCUUCCUUUGCAACUGACCUCCAAGCCUGAGAUGGGAAACAAAUGAAUUAGCAGACCAGCCCUUCUAUUGCAUUAAACCAAUAAAAUCAUACCAGUCUGUGUAGCUCCAGAGAAACAUCUGACUGCAGAAGGCAAACAGCCCGUCCUGGCCCUGCUGUGUGUACUGUGCAUUCCCAUUCCCUCCACCUCCAAGCACCUCAGGAGCUCCCUGAGCUCAUCCCAUGCCCGUGGGGAGCUCUGCCUGCCUCCCAGCAGUGCUGCUUUGCUGAGAGCACUCCGGAAAUGAAUUUGUCUCUCGUUUCUCAGCCUGGACUUGUCUGGAGCUGCACGCAGGUUUCCUGCUCCAGAGGCUUCUGGUCAAAACGUCUGUCUGUGCUUCCACAUCACCUCUUGAGGCAACGUCACCAUUCUGUGCUGUGUUUGCAUCUCCAGCUCUUGGCACACGUCUGCUUUGCAAACAGCUGCUGCUGCUUCGGGACCCUGCUGUGUCAGUGAGCUGUGGCUGUGGGUUCCUCUUGCCAGUGCUCUGCUGAGGGUGACUGCAAGCACUGCCUCAUCGCCUCCAGGCAGCACAAGUUGGGGCGGUCAGAAGAGCAGAAGGCAGUGAUGUUGAGCAGCCCCAGCACGGGGAGAGCUGCAGGUGGCAUCCUGAGCCCAGGCCCUGCUGGGAGGUGCACAGCACACUCGCCCUGCUUGCUCUCUGCAUAAACAUUCAACUCAUCACAACCCACAGAAUGGCCCAGGUUGGAAGGGACCUCAAGAACCAUGAAUCUCCAACCCCUGCCACCAGCCGCCCCAUUUAACCCAGUUUAGGAGUGACACAUGCAUACAUUACCUACGCUGCUUCGGCUCAGGAUGCGAUGCUACUAUAAUUCAAAAGUAAUCCUUCCAGGGCCUUUGGCAAUUGGCACGGGUUGCCAUGCAGCAGAGGAUGUGCCGGGUUGUGCUGUGCAGCCCCACUGCCAGCAGCAGGAAGCAGCAGAUCUGCAGCCACACGCUGAGCUGAGUCACUCUGUGCUGAUUUUCCUGACGUUCCCUGGAACUGGUGAUGCAGACAGACCUUCCUGCAGGGUGACACACAGAUAUCCUCCCUGGGGACACCGACUGGCAAUGCCAUCUUCUAAGCCAUCUAUAAAAAUAGAGUACUUUGUGAUCUGUGUUUUGUCCCACCAAUCACAGAGCAUCUACAGCCUUCUGCAUCUUUCCUGGGACUGUGUUUUAUUUCUCAGGCAUGGAAACGCAAGCCAAAGUCAACUGGAAACUGUUAUGAUUUUGAUGAGAAAUCAGCCUGCUGCUAACUGUGUUUACUGGAGUUGAGUGAGUACAUGGGUGGUUUAAUGGCUGUGAAGCUGGCAGUGAUUGCUGUUAUCCGGGGUAAUUGUGCUGGGCAAUCAGCAGGGCAGUAGGAUAGCAGGGUUGGCUGUCUGUCUAAACUCCCAGCAAUAGGAACUGGCAGCUGCUUUGAUUCAAAGAUAAAUUCAGUCCAACGUACUUCCCAUCAGCAUGGAAAACCUGGAAGACUGGAAGUAAUAAAAUUAAGGACAUUAAAGUCCAUACCUUAUCCAUAUCUUAUAUUCUCUGGAGAUAAGUUGCAUUUUUUCCACAACUAUUGAGUACAUCUCGAAGAACUAACACAAGCUUGUAAUUUUUCACAUUAUGGUACUGAUUUUAGAGCAUCCUUAAAACUGAAAUACGUAAGGACGUAUAGAAAGCAUCUAGGCUCUUGUGAUGCAGUGAUGGUCAGGCAGCAGUGCUCAGUUAAUGGGCACUGUGCUCUCUGCAUCCUGACCAGCUGAUGGUGAUGGCAGCAGCAGAGCUGUGUGUGCACCCUUCUAACAGCACAGCCCAUCGUGUGAGCUGCAAUACAGCAACAGCUGUACAGCAAUAAGCUGCCAGCACAGCACCUCCCUGCCUCUGCUGUCGUUGGUUUUUGUGUGUCUGACAGUCAUCUUCCCAUGGUUUUGUGUAGGUGUGAUGAGCUGGAUGCAGGGAUGAUCCUUACCUGGGGAAUGGGACUGCAGCAGUGCUGAGAGGGCUGUUGGUGUGGGGAUGUUUGCUGGCUCCAUGCUGGCUCAGGACAGCACAGGUCCACACAGGUGGUACUCAGAAAGCUUCAAGGGAGAGUGGGGGGCUGUUGGAUUGUGGGGGCUCCAAUCAAAAGUCGUGCUGGUGCAGAGCUGGGAAUUCGAGUACGGCACAGAAAUCCUUACCCUGACUUCUGAAAUGCCCUAAAGCCAUCUCAGACACACAGCAGGGGGAGGAGCUCUGCAUGGGAUGCUGCUCACAGUGCAGGCCGUGCCCCUGGGCUCCCUCCUGACACUGCUUGCCAAAUGAGACUUCUUUGAUUGGGCUUUGAGCUGGGCAGGGCUGAAGGAACCAAGUGAGCCAAUGUGUGCCACACUGCAGGGAAAUGCCCUGGAAUUGCACCUGAGUGAGCACGAAGGGGCCGCGGAUUUUCCGCUGUGUGCUUCCUGUUGUUCUGUAACAACUCUAUUCCUGGAACUGGGCGACUUCAGCUGUGAUGCCAAGCAACAGCCGCAGCAAAAACCGUGCUUGCAGGCCUGGGAGGUCAGCGUGCUUUUAAUAUCUCAACUAUUUCUGCAGAGUUCAGACAGCAGUUCUCAUUUCCAGUUCCUUUGCUCAGCUGGUCGGAGUUGGAGAUGUCAGCCCCAGGACGGAGGGCUGUGCUGGCUGCAGGCAAAAGCCGUCUGAAGGGAGAGUCUGGAAAAUGGAGCUUGCCACCUCUGAGCUCAGCAGGCCCCACACCAGCAGGCUGCUCCUUGGGGAGGAGGAAGGAAGCUGUCAGCACAGCUGGGCUGCAGGCUGGCUCUGUGCUGGGGGCAGCCCUGUGCCAUGCAGGAGCCCGCAGUUCCUCUGAGCCCAUCUGCUGCUUUGUGUAUGAUAAGCAGGUUUCAAUGACGUGAAUGUUUCUAGGUUUUAAGAUGUGAUUUAAUAAAAGGAGACAUUUCUGGGAAAGCAGGUUUUCUCUUUUUUUUUUUUUUUCUUUUCUUUUCUUUUGUUGUUCUCUGCCUGUUGGUAAGCCCAGGAAAUGCCACUUGGCAAAAACGUGUGCUGUGCCAGCAGAGAGGGAGGACCUGGCGCCAGACUCUUCUUAAUGGCAGCAGAAACGCUGAAAAGUAAAGCACUGUGAGCACUGUGCCCUGGGGAGCAGCGCGGGGAGAAAAGCAAAAGCUGUCAGUGCCUUAAAUGAGGGACAUUGAGGGGGGAGGCAGAUCCUGCGGUGGGGACAGAGUGAAGACAUUCAGCACACCUGGGAGAACAGAGGACAUCAAGUUCCCAUCAGCCACUGUCUGCUGUGAGCAGCUGUGGUCUGAGCCUCCCGCUAUGAGCUCUCCCUUUAUCUCCAUUGCUGAAAUGUGCGUUCAGGCGCGUUCACCUUUCAACAAGUGCCACAACUGCACCCCUCUAAGCACACAGAGCUACGCUCCCGUCCCCCGCUGCCAUCCUUUAGGACACUGUCGCUCAUUCUGGGAUCUUUCAGCAGUCGUUUCUGCAUCCUCCCUAUUUGGAAACAUUGCUGUCUGUCUUUCAGCAGCGGCAGAGGAUGGAAAUCACUUCUAGCUCCCCUCCACCACCUGUGCCAGAGAGCUGACCCUGUUCUCCUUCACCAGUCGCUGGUGCCCUGAGUAACCCGGUGGCCAGAAAUCCUACCUUUAUUCCUCAUUCUGGAGUCAUUUAAAAACUGCACUGUUUUUAAAUCAGUGUCACAGGGUGCAAAGUCAAACACAUUGCAGAAGCCCAGAUACAAAGGGCUGUUUUUACCUCUCACCUUCUUCCCUCUCUCCUCACACAGGUGAGGUGGGGACAAACCCAGGGCUGUGCAGGCAGAUUUUCACACUGCCCCGUAACAAAGGAUGAGGAGGGGGGGAAAUCACGCACAUCUGAGUCCUGCUCCCUCCCUGCUCUCUCCACACCUGGCUGCACCUGGGCUCGUCCCCGUGCAUCCUAUCAGUGCCAGCUGCUGGGUGUGGGCCUGGCACUGACGUCCCUUACACACUGCGUCCUGCUGCUGCCUGCACAGCCGCUGGGACGCUGUCAGCUCGUGCUGCACGGUGGCACUCUGCCAUCACACAGCCCGGCCCUGUCCCCUGCCAAUGUCACACCUGGGUUUUGUCAUCCAGCGUUUGUUUUUGUGCCGGAAUAUGAGAGCUGAAUGGGAUUCCCAGGAGCCUCUUAUGGGAGCGCUCAGCUGCUGCUCCGGCGGAAUCCAGAGGUGUAAAUGCAGCGAUGGGGAUCAGCUCCAGGGCGUUCAGUAGUUGGCCAAGUUUCACUUCCCAGUCCCUUACGCUGUUUCAGGCUCGGCCUAGAACAAAGGCAGUUGAUGGGAACUAUGAUAGAAGGCCCCACAGUGCUGGCUGGCAGGGGAGGAAUUGAAUAACUGCAUUUUUUUCCAUCAAGGCAGGAGGGCACGCAACAAAACCACCAGAUGUCAGCUUCAGUCCCCACAAAGGGAGACGUUUCCUUUGUACCAGGUGCAGAUCAACCGUGGGAUUCAUUAUUUCAGGAUUUGCGGGCUUUACGUGGGCUGAAAACCCAACGAGACGAGACCAUGAAAGAGAAAUCCACUGAGAUCCACGAGUACAAAGGCACAUUGUUGGCUCUGUAAGUGCCUGAGCCAUGAGUCACCCCAGGAAACGUCACUGCCCGCUGCCCUGUCCUCAUGCUCGACCCAAGGCACCGCUGUGGGAUGCCGUGAGGGCUGCGAUGCAGGACGGCACACUGGGAGGGGUGUGCAAACUUUAAACCUUGUGUUAUUAAAGCUUAACUGCAAAGAGCUGCUUCCUUCCAUCGAGCUGGGGCUUGCACAGCCAGGGCAGCAGCGGAGGUGGACGUUGGACCCUUUCCAGCACAAUGGCAACGUCGGCAAUAAAAGUCCAGCAGCCGCUCACUUCCAGGUAUGGUUGAAGCUGUGCAAAUUGCUCCGUUUUGGCUCAGGAGUGCAAAGGUAGGAGCCUUAUCAGCAGGAUGCGACGUUCCUUCCAGUAAGCAGGGCUGUACCCGAGGUGGUGAAGCACCGUGUUGUGCCGGGGUGCGGCUCCGUAACGCCCGAGCAGGCUGAGACUGAGCGGUUCUGGGCAAAGGUUGUUCACGUCACUGCCUGCCAUUCCCCUCCGUGCCUCGCAGGCUGAGGAUUUCAGCACACAGUGUUAUCUGAGGCAUGGAAAGCCCUGAGCUCCCGAUUGUUUCCUGAUCGCUUCCCAACGAAACCUGGUGGCAGCUGAUAACAGGCACUGCCUGGAAGAAAAGCACCGGCCAUGCUUUCCUCUGUGCUUUUGAGUGGAGCAGCGAUGGCAGAGCAGUGAAAGCAGCACAAGAAAUGUUUUCCUGCGCUCCCAUCUGACGUCCUGCAGUGCUCACUCUCCUCUCAGCUCGGUCCUGCUCCUCACUGCCUUCUCCAGCCAUGCCUGCUGCCCUCAGCACAGAAACCUCACUGCCUCCUCCAGAGCUUUCCUUAAAAUGCUUCUUAGUGUUGCCCUGAUGCCCAUUGUGUCCUUUCCCUUGAUGCCCAUCAUGUCCUUUCCCUUGAUGCCCAUUGUGUCCUUUCCCUUGAUGCCCACUUACUUUUGCUCUUUCUCAGACCACGGCUGAGCUAACAGUGGGGUGAUCCUCACACACGCCUCCCAUCCCCUUCCUCCUCGGCUGUUCCUUCUUGUGCUCCUGCCAGUCUAGGGCCCAAAUAAAAGGAAAAAAAUAACAGAUUUGGGUUAUUUUUUUUCCUUAGGUUGAA